This is a messenger RNA of Archocentrus centrarchus (flier cichlid), 1752 nucleotides long. RefSeq names its product serpin peptidase inhibitor, clade E (nexin, plasminogen activator inhibitor type 1), member 1 (gene serpine1). Gene Ontology annotation, biological process: negative regulation of vascular wound healing; negative regulation of endopeptidase activity; negative regulation of plasminogen activation. The record is from RefSeq and is a predicted model, not a curated record. Bases 128 to 1300 code for a protein of 390 amino acids. NCBI's taxonomy places the organism in Eukaryota, Metazoa, Chordata, Actinopteri, Cichliformes, Cichlidae. Gene Ontology annotation, molecular function: serine-type endopeptidase inhibitor activity. The transcript has 9 exons.
UGUAUAAAAAGGCAAAACCCCUGUCAGUAUUUCAAACUCAAACAGCAGCAGAGACGAGAGACUAAAGCUGAAAAGUUGAAACAGCAGGGACCCGCUAUACUACACUGGACACACACCAGCCGCAAGAAUGCUUUGUGUGUAUAUUUUCCUGGUGCUGGCUCUGAGCAGAGUGGGACUGAGCUCUCUGCAGGAUAAGCAGACUGAUUUUGGGCUGAAGGUCUUCUCCCAGGUAGCCCAGGGGUCUGUAGACAAGAACGUGGCCUUAUCCCCAUAUGGUGUGGCAGCUGUUCUAGCCAUGGCUCAGCUUGGUGCAAAUGGAAGCACCCAGAAGGUUUUAACUACAGUUAUGGGUUUUUCUCUGCGAGAGCGAGGGAUGGCUCGGCAGCAGCGGCUCCUGCAGCAGGACCUGUCCAUUGAGGACGGGGUAGAAAUAGCCAAUGGGGUGAUAGUGGAGCGGAACAUGAGCCUGGAGAAGUCAUAUCGCCGGGUCUUGGCCAAGACCUUCCAGACUCACCCUCACCAGGUGGACUUCACAGAGCAAGACCAAGCCAUCAGCAUCAUCAAUGCAUGGGUCUCAGAUCACACUGCAGGUACCAUCCCUGAAUUCUUGCAAUCUGGAUCUCUGACUGAUAAGACCCGCCUCAUCCUCCUUAAUGCGCUCCACUUUCAGGGCCUCUGGAAAGUUCCUUUUGACCCAAAACUGACACAGGAGAGGAUGUUUCACUGCGCCAAUGGCAGCACUGUGCCAGUCCACAUGAUGAGACUCACCAACCGCUUCAACUAUGGAGAGUUUGUGACUGCUGAAGGGGUGGAUUAUGAUGUGAUCGAGGUCCCAUAUGAGGGUGACUCACUGAGCAUGCUCUUGGUGUCACCCUUUGAACCUGAAGUUCCCCUUAGCAUGCUCAGUGCAGAUUUGAGCAGCCAGAAAAUUCAGCAGUGGCGGACAGAGAUGAGGAACAUCAAGAGACAGCUAGCCUUGCCUAGGUUUACUUUGAACUCUGAGGUGAAUUUGAAGACUGCUCUGGUCAAUAUGGGACUGGGAGACAUGUUCAACCUGGCUACUGCUGACUUCACACGCAUCACCUUGAAUGAAAGGCUGUGUGUAUCGAAGGUCCUGCAGAAAGUGAAGAUUGAGGUGCAUGAACGGGGCACCAAAGGAGCAGCAGCAACAGCUGCUGUCAUGUUUUCUCGUAUGGCAGUGGAAGAAAUAACUCUAGACCGACCAUUCCUUUUCCUUAUCCAGCACAAACUCACAGGUGCUGUUCUUUUCAUGGGUCAGUUCAAUCAGCCUGAACAAUAACACCCUGAAAGCCUGGUUUCAUUCCACUGUGAGUUCAUUACAUGGUAUAUUUCUUACUGACAGAUUUAUUUAUAACUGUAUUGACAGAGAUUGUUUUGUUUUUUUUUGUAGUUUAUUUGAUUAUGUAUUAUUUAUUUCUCUGAAUGUGUCUGGUUGACAAAAUAGAAGGAAAUAUGAAAGAAAGUGAACAUAUAAGGUAUUUUGCCUGUGUCUGACACAAAAGACAGUGAUUUAAAUGAAAGCAUUAGUACCAGAAGAGAUAUAUAAAGAGGUAUAUUUUAUUAUUAUAAGUUUAUAUUACUGUUUUUAAAUUUUUAUUUUGUUUUGGGUUUUCUUUUUGUUUGUCCUAUUGUUAAAUUUGUAUUUCUGGUUCUCUAUAUAUAUAUUUAUUAAACUAUGUUUUUACAAUGUUGCAGUUUUUGAGGGGUUCUCUGGAAUGUUAACACUUCUGU